CCAUUUGAUCAAAAUACUACGAGGUCGGGGCAUACCGGCAGUGGCGGCCUUGGUGAAAGUGACAUACAAAAGCAUAUUCGCGGUCAUUUCAGUGGGAACAGCGGUAGACAUCGGACAAACCAAGAUGGAAAAUUCUACCGGAGACAACUUUUGGGUGCCUGAUAUGCCGCCUUGCCCUAGCCCUGCCAUUUGUAUCAUCGAAACGACCAUUAUCAUUGCGGUGACUGGGCUUGUAAUGAUUGGGAACGUCUUCAACUUGAUAGUUUUGUUAUCCACACCGACUCUUCGUAACAGCCAUGGCUACCUGUUGUUAUCGCUCUCGGUGGCUGACCUGAUGACGGGGCUAGUGGCUACCUUAUCGAUCUACCCGUCGGCUACCUUCCGAGCCAGCCCAGACUCCUGGCCAUACGGGGACACAGCCUGUCUCAUCUCGGCCUACUUUCACCAAGUGGGAAUCGCAAACUCCGGCAUCACUUUGGUGUUGCUGAGCAUCGAGCGAUACGUUGCCGUGGUGCACCCGCUCCGCUACUCCCGCGUCGUCACAAAGCGGGUCACGCUGAUCUGCAUCGGUUUGGUUUGGCUGAUUUCCAUCGGAGUAUUCAGCACCAUCUUUGCCGGUUUUCCGGAACAUUUGUACUUUCCAACACUGUACGUGUGUCUGCCUUCGUUCUUUAGUCAGCCCAUCCUUGCUGGUGUCUUGCUCUCCACGGUGGUUGCUCCCAUACCGAUCAUCACGGUCACAUCAUGCAUUGUCAGUAGGAGUCUUCGCACUGCACUCCAGGGAAGCACGAGAGAUUCAGGGAGGGGUCUCAAAAUAAAAGCCUUCCGGAUGGUCCAGAUCAUGACGUUAACAUUAAUCCUAUGCUACGUGCCGUUCUUUGUUAUGUUCCUCGUCGGCCUUGCUGCUCGUAUCUCCAUACCGCAGGUGGCUGUAUUUUGUGUUUACUGGCUGCUACUCGCCAACAGCUUCUUCAACACCCUGAUCUACUUCAAGAUGAACGCGGCCUUCCGGGCGAGACUUUAUGAACUUGUGGGUUUGGUGGCGUCCCGGUUGGGCAUCACAGCAGAGAAAAGUGAUAGCCACUCUGCGCGAGAUAACUUGAGUACCAUAGCGAACUCCAGUAAACCAUCCAACGGCAAUUCGGUGGCCACAUCUUCUACAUCUGUAAACGUACAAUUCCAUGACAGUACUUUGUAAACUGAUGAUUAACUUGGCAUAAACCAAAUACAGUCAUGUGUAGUACUACUGUUUUGAGAAAUAAUUUAUAUUUAUUCGUCACGAAAUUUAAUUAAACAAUAUUUGACUGUUGAUGGAUACAGGAUUACAAUUUCUCUAAUUUUAUAAGUAUGCCUAUGUAAAUAAUUGGGCCUACAUUUUGGCAAAUUAAUUAGCCCCCCCCCCCCCAAAAAAAAGUAUAUAUAUAUAUAAUAUAAAGGUCUGACGGUUUGCUCUAACGUGCCAUAAAAAGGGAAGGUCAACUUCCAUCAGAAUCCGACAAACAUUGAUCAUGUUUAUUUUAUUUUCCAAUUUUGACAUCUAGGAUGCUUUCUCCUGUAUUCAAGGCAAUUCCAGAAUAAAUGUAGGAACUUUGAAUCAAACAUUUUCAACUCAUAAUUUUAUCAAAUAGGUAUCGUAAACAUAUUUGUCAGGCGGGCUGUGUCCAUUUUUGUCUCAGUCAGUCGGUCACCUUGUAUAUCUGUGUCUAUCUAUUGGUCAGUCGGUCGGUUUGUUUGUCUGUUUCUGCCUGUUUGUUGGUUUUUCUGUCCAUCGUUAUCUAUGUAUCUGUCCUAUAUGGUCUGUUGUUGUGUUUGUCCAUUUUCAGUUGUUCGUUUGCUAUUCUUUGCUAAAAUGAUGGGUCAAUAUUUUUAGUUCAUUCAAUUGUGUGUCUAAUGUAACUUUAAAAGUGUAGGCCUUUUUUGUCUGUUGUUAAUGUCGGAUUAAUUGUUUGAAUUUAUCUGUUUCACUCCAUGUAAUUUUGCUAUCAAACUUCCAAUAAACGAGAAUCAUAAAAAUAAUA
Patiria miniata (bat star) is the source of this 2018-nucleotide messenger RNA. RefSeq names its product cysteinyl leukotriene receptor 2-like. The coding region runs from base 125 to 1198 and encodes 357 amino acids. The record is from RefSeq and is a predicted model, not a curated record. Gene Ontology annotation, molecular function: G protein-coupled receptor activity. The transcript has a single exon. Gene Ontology annotation, biological process: G protein-coupled receptor signaling pathway. NCBI's taxonomy places the organism in Eukaryota, Metazoa, Echinodermata, Asteroidea, Valvatida, Asterinidae. Gene Ontology annotation, cellular component: membrane.